Protopolystoma xenopodis is the source of this 399-nucleotide messenger RNA. The record is from the annotation of a GenBank genome assembly. NCBI's taxonomy places the organism in Eukaryota, Metazoa, Platyhelminthes, Monogenea, Polystomatidea, Polystomatidae.
AUGGUAACAGAAAAAUGGGUAACUUCCAAACAGAGUCAGGUUUCCUCAGCUUGCCGUGUUACAAGUCCCCACGGCUCUGUCAGCAUUGUUAAUAAUCUGCCUAGAUACAUAAGAAGGGAUUCUAAUUAUUUUCACUUUUCCCCGCUAAAACGUAUUUCCCCUUUGGUCAUUUUCACAGUCGUCUGCAUGGCGCUUUGGUUUGUGGGUUUCUGCUAUCUGACCAACAACUGGAUGACCACAGUCGAGAUAUCCCUGCAGCUCAUCCGCACACGAGAUGUAGACAGAAGCGGUGUUACUACUGCACUGGCAUUCCUUUUCUUCGGCGUCAUCACAUGGGUAGGUGUGAAGGAUCGUUUGGUAAUAACUAGCCGAACAGGAAAUGGAUUAUUGCUUUUUUAA